Molecule: messenger RNA, 1242 nt
Organism: Spodoptera litura
Lineage: Eukaryota; Metazoa; Arthropoda; Insecta; Lepidoptera; Noctuidae
Product: androgen-dependent TFPI-regulating protein-like
Cellular component (GO): endomembrane system; membrane
Source: RefSeq, a predicted model, not a curated record
UGCGAUUAAUUUUCGGAGUGACUUUGUUAAUAAGUUACAAGUGGUGAUUAACCCACAAAAUAAGUGACAGUUUUUCAAACUAAAGUUGUAAUUAAAAUUUAAUUAUUUUCAAAAUGGUGUCUGCAGAUGUAUCGAACAGAUACAUACACCACCGCAUGCUUGGAUAUACCGUCGGCCUGAUACUCCAUGUCACCAACGUAUACAAUAUGAUAGUCUUCUACAAGGGUGAUGUACUCAAAGACCCCGACGUGAAGCGCUUCCAUAAUAAUCAGUUCAGGUUCUUGACCAUAUGGAAUGUUUACAUGCAAGUUAUGUACAUGGCUCUCGGUCUAUCGUGUGACGUACUGACGCUUACGAAUCAAGGAAAGGACAGUUCAUUGCUGAAGAGUUUGAAGACCAUCAGGGAUCCAUUGUUUUCUAAUAUUGUACUGCCAAUCUCUGUUACUGUAAGCCUAUCUUUCUGGACGAUAUUUUCCUACGAUCGGGCACUGAUUCUGCCACCCAGCGUUGACAAGACCAUUACCCCGAUAUCUAACCAUAUAAUGCAUACAUAUAUAGUGCCUAUAGCACUAUGGGAAUUACUAUUUAGACCUAGGAAGAGACCUGACACGCAUUUGGCCAAUCUUCUAAUGCUUAACCUAUAUGCUGCUUUUUAUCUUGUUGUGAUCGUGGUCGGCUACUUAGAACAAGGUCUCUGGGUGUACCCCAUACUAGACAAGUUGCAUGGAACGAUAUAUUUCUACCUAUUUAUCGCUUCUGCUGUUAUUAUGACAAAUACAUUUUACAACCUGCAAUGGUACCUAACUGACCUUAUUUGGAGUGAUAGCGAAAAUAGGAAAAAAGUUCAAUAAGUUAGUCAUCAUUAACUAACUGUUGCUCGUGACUUCAUUCGCGUAGAAUAUGAUUAAAAUAUAACUCUUUUUAGUUUCAUUUUUCCAAAAUAAAAGUAGUCUAUACUACUCCUUAGUACAUCAGCUACCUCCUAAUAAAAGUCUUGCAAAAUCGGUCCAGCCGUUCCAGAGAAUAAGCAGUACAAAUAGACGGACAGACAAAAAUUUUAAAAACUGUUAUUUUCGUAUGUGUAUCGUAAGCAUAUAUCGUAUGAUGACGAAAUCCUACGAGUGGCUGGAGUACGCUGGUUAGAUACAGCAAAAGAUCGAGAAAGAUGGCAGUCUCUGGAGGAGUCCGUCACCUCAGGGAUUCCCUAAAAUUAAACUUAAUAUAAAAUAAUGUUUUUUUUGG